This is a messenger RNA of Gigantopelta aegis, 3573 nucleotides long. Its product is annotated as U2 snRNP-associated SURP motif-containing protein-like. NCBI's taxonomy places the organism in Eukaryota, Metazoa, Mollusca, Gastropoda, Neomphalida, Peltospiridae. Gene Ontology annotation, biological process: RNA processing. Bases 21 to 2771 code for a protein of 916 amino acids. Gene Ontology annotation, molecular function: RNA binding. Gene Ontology annotation, cellular component: nucleus. The transcript has 24 exons. The record is from RefSeq and is a predicted model, not a curated record.
AAAGACGCCGCACACCCAAAAUGGCUGACAAAUUACCUUGGGGGAUGAAGGGGGAUAGAUUAACCCCCGGAUCAACCAAAGCAAUAUCAGAAAGUAAACUAAAGAUGUUUGAGAUUGGAAAUAUGAAUUUGAAGAAAACACUCACAAAGAAAGAACAAGAAGAAUUACGCAAAAAGCGAGAUGAAGAAGCGACGGCUCAAGUGUACCGGGAAUUUGUUGCCUCGUUUGAGGACUCCCACAAACACGCGGGCGGCAAGACGUGGGUGAAGGGAGGAACAGUGAAUGCUGACAAAGUAGGUGAUGCAAAGCAGGAGAAGGGUAAGCUGUAUCGACCGACAUCGAAGCUGGCCGAACUCGCAUCAACAUUCCAGUCGAACAAGGAGCCGCGCAGUCAGGAUGAAGACAGCCCAAGUCACAGAUUGGCUGCUGCGAAAUCGGCCAAAAAGAAGAUGGAUGAGAAGAAGAAGAGUAAUCUUGAAUUAUUCAAAGAAGAGCUCAAACAAAUUCAGGAGGAGAGACAAGAGCGACACAAGCUGAAGAGAGCUUUCCGCAGCAUUUCUCAGCAGAAUCCGACAGUUAACGUUCCAGACAUCCCCGACGUUGACCCCAUGGAUGUUGGUCCACCCUCUCUUAAAGGUCCAGGAGAUCGUGGUGCACCCGGAUCAUGGGGAGACCCUGGCGAUGAGAACACAACAAACAUAUACGUAGGAAACAUCAACCCUAAGAUGACAGAACAACAGCUGUGUGAAGUGUUUGGAAAGGACGGACCACUUGCCAGCGUUAAGAUCAUGUGGCCACGCACAGAUGAAGAGCGAUCAAGGGGACGUAACUGUGGUUUUGUCGCCUUCAUGAACCGAAAAGAUGGAGAACGUGCCAUGUCGUCACUGAAAGGGAGAGAUGUGAUGGGCUUUGAAAUGAAGUUAGGUUGGGGGAAGGCGGUGCCUAUCCCGCCCCACCCUGUUUAUAUUCCACCCGCCUUGCUGGAGGUGACCCAGCCACCCCCUCCGUCAGGUCUGCCCUUCAAUGCUCAGCAGCAGAGGAGAAGUCGCCAUCAUGACAAGGCUCGUAUUGAGAAGCUGUACGACAGUCCGAGGUCAAGUGUCAACGGAGGACGCGAGGAGCAGGCAGACUUGGAAAAGACCUUAGCCAGUGCUGUUGUCAAAGUGGUUAUCCCCACGGAAAGAAACAUGUUGGCGUUGAUACAUCGAAUGGUUGAGUUUGUGGUUCGCGAGGGCCCCAUGUUUGAAGCAAUGAUAAUGAAUAAGGAAUUAAAUAACCCAAUGUUCAGAUUCCUGUUCGACAACCAGUCUGCAUCACACACAUAUUACCGGUGGAAGCUCUUCUCCAUACUACAGGGUGACUCCCCAUACAAAUGGAGAAUGGAGGAGUUUCAGAUGUUCAAGGGAGGGUCUAUAUGGCGACCCCCACCCCUCAAUCCUUACACUCAAGGCAUGCCCGAAGAGCUGGUUGAUAGAUCGACACAUUUUCCACUAGUGGACUCCAUGAAAAAAGGCCAGCUCACUGACAGUCAGCGUGACCGCUUGGAAGACAUGCUGCGUGAACUGACGCCCGAGAGACCGAAGAUCGGAGAUGUGAUGGUGUGGUGUCUGGACCACGCGGAAUCCGCUGAGGAGGUCGUAGAGUGCAUUGCCGAGUCCCUGUCCAUCCUACAGACCCCUCUACCAAAGAAGAUUGCCCGAUUAUUUCUUGUGUCUGACAUCCUCUUCAACAGCAGUGCUAAAGUUGCCAAUGCUUCAUACUACAGAAAGUUUUUCCAAGUUCACCUUCCCACUGUGUUCAAAGACAUUCAUGAAACAUAUGAAGCUAUUGAUGGUCGGUUGAAAGCAGAACAGUUUAAGCAAAAAGUGAUGUCGUGUUUCCGUGCGUGGGAGGAUUGGGCGGUGUACCCGAAUGAAUUCCUUAUCAAAAUGCAGAACGUUUUCCUCGGAUUGCUACCCACAAAACCAGAGAUGAUGGAGGCAGUUGUUGACAAACCAGACGACGACUUGGAUGGGGCUCCUAUUGAAGACUUGGAUGGACUACCCAUUAAGGAGCCUGACUUCGAUGGGAAACCCAUAGAAGACUUUGAUGGGGAACCCCUACCAGAUGAUCUAGAUGGAACACCGAUUGACAAGACUGUUGAGCCGGAUGUAAAACCCAGUGAUGUGGCUGUGGUGCUGCCGAGAUUCUCUCGUUCUAAGUGGGAAUCUGUCGACGAAGCUGAACUCGAGGCUCAAGCUGUGACCACAUCGAAGUGGGAUAAACUGGAUCAGCCGGAUGAAGAGGAGAAAGGUCCAUCAGAGGAUAUAGAUGGAGCUCCAAUGGAGGAGUCCCGAUCUCAGGGUUCGGAUUCAUCGGAGGACAGUGAAGGGGAGAUAACUUCGGAGACGACUCCACAACGACAGGAGAUGACGGAAGAGAGACGUGCAAAACUGAGAGAAAUAGAGGUUAAGGUAAUGAAAUACCAGGAUGAGGUAGAGGCAGGCAAACGAUCGCGUAAACCCAACAUGUCCUUGUUACAACAGGUCGAACACUAUCGCCAAAAACUGUUGGCUAAGGACUCUUAUGAGGGACGGUCGUCAAGGAAACGUCACAGGUCAAGAUCACCGUCUCCACCAUUGUCAUACAGGUCAUUAUCAGGAAGUCCUAAGAGAUCACGCAAGGUCAAAAGCCCGAAGAGGUCUCGAGUUUCACGAUCACCUAAGAAAUCCCCAUCCAGAAGUCCUAGCCGCCAUCGACACAAGCACAAGAAAAACAAGUACAGAGACUGAAAACAAGUGUUAUAAUCCAGUGCUGUACGAGUGGAUAUUUAUCUUACAUGUGUGAGACGUGAGGACAAGUGUGCUACUGUGAGUGCCAUGUGUAAUCAUUCUGCAUUAUGUGGGUGGGCUUCACCCAGCUGGAUCCAGGAACUGUUGGGGUAAGGGAGGACUAAGGGGACACUUGGACCAACUCAUGAAAAGAGCAACUCAUUGAAAGAUUUUUAAAAAAAAAGAAAAAAAGAGCUGCUUGAUGCCCCUCCCCUUGGAUCCUUCCCUGGAUUCAGGUAAUACAAACCAGGUGCUUCAGAAUCAGCAUUGCUUUGACAAAUCUGUGUCUGUGUAUAUGUGUAUACACAAACUGGGUAUUAACACAUGUACAGCUCUCAUAAGGUAUUAAUGAAUCAGGUCAGGUCAGGUCAGGUCAGGUCAGAGGGUUUUAUGUGCACAUUCAGAGCAAGCUGUUGUAGCUCGCGCCUGUCAUGGACGCAGGUGCCGCCCAUGGCCGGCACAUGUCUAGGACAGGAAAGGGUUGGGGAUGGGUGGGUGGGAGAAGGGACCGCCUGCACUGGCAGGUGUAAGAGAGCAUUAGCAGCCCGACUGGAUAAUGAAUUUAUCAUUUUCACUUUUAAUGAGUGCGAAUAACUGUGCUCUUGCAUACCCGUUGAUGGGUAAGACAAUUUGUUGAAUGAACCGCACUUCUACUGCAACACUGUUUAUUGUGAGAAGAUUGAUUUUCCCAUCUGUGACAUUAUGAGGACUGAUUUUUUACACUUCUCUGUUUUUCUAAAGAUAAAAAGUCUGAUGUACAUCA